Molecule: messenger RNA, 372 nt
Organism: Ylistrum balloti
Lineage: Eukaryota; Metazoa; Mollusca; Bivalvia; Pectinida; Pectinidae
Exons: 3
Coding region: 1-372 (123 amino acids)
Source: RefSeq, a predicted model, not a curated record
AUGAAGCUCACUAUAGUCUGCGUUCUCCUGUCCGUCUUCUGUCUAAGUCAGGCUUUACUAUUCGAUGACCUGUUUGGCCCUCUCCCAACUCACUGUGUGACUGACGCGGAUUGCGAUGACGGGUGUUGUUUGUAUGAUGGACGCCGUCAUACGUGUUCCCAUAGAACCAUAUCUUAUCUACAGCGCUGCCAUCUCAAUGGUCAUGAAUAUUCAUCAUGUGGGUGUGCUGAUGGGUAUCACUGCGAAUCUCUGGAUCAUCUGAGCCUCGCUAUCGAAUCAUCAAACAUCCCCCCUGGAUACGGAGUCUGUGAACAUGGCGUCGGCAACCGAACAACAACUGCAGCUCCACUAAUUGCCGUAGAGCAGGGUUAA